AAACCAAAGAAGAAAAUGAUAGUAACCUGACAGUGUGGAGUUCAGCUGGCAAGCCAUGCCAACUGUGAAGGUUUUAAGAACUUAGCUUCUGGACAAGUUUUCUUCGAAAGUGAAAAGCGGUAGCAGCGAGAACAGCUGAUGACGGUCACAAAAAGACAGUGUUACUUCUAAGACAAGUGACACCUUAGACGAAGAGCCCUCUAUGGGAGGACAAGCGGCCCAGAUCAUGAAAUCAUGGAAAGCCAACUUCAUGAGCUCGCAGAAGCAAGAUGGUUUUUGUCAAAGGUUCAGGAUGAUUUUAGAGGUGGAAAAAUCAACGUUGAAAUUACUCACAAACUGCUUGAGAAACUUGAUUUCCCAUGCCACUUUGCUCAUGUGAAACAUAUUUUUAAGUGUGAUCCCACCAGUCAUUUUUUUUAGUAGGAAAAUGACAGACAGAACCAAGGAAGAAUCACCAUUGAAGAGUUUAGAGCCAUUUACCGGUGUAUUGUACAUAGAGAAGAAAUCACGGAGAUUUUCAACACGUAUACUGAAAAUAGGAAAAUUCUUUCUGAGAACAGUCUGAUUGAGUUUCUAACCCAAGAGCAGUAUGAAAUGGAGAUCGAUCACUCUGAUUCAGUAGAGAUCAUCAAUAAGUAUGAGCCCAUUGAAGAAGUAAAGGGUGAGCGACAGAUGUCAAUUGAAGGUUUCGCAAGAUACAUGUUUUCAUCAGAAUGUCUACUGUUUAAAGAGAACUGUAAAACCGUGUACCAAGAUAUGAAUCAUCCAUUAAGUGAUUAUUUUAUUUCAUCAUCUCACAACACAUAUUUGAUAUCCGAUCAAAUAUUGGGACCGAGUGACAUUUGGGGAUAUGUAAGUGCUCUUGUGAAAGGCUGCCGCUGUCUGGAAAUUGACUGCUGGGAUGGAUCCCAAAAUGAACCCAUUGUGUACCAUGGUUACACAUUCACCAGCAAGCUUCUCUUCAAAACUGUGGUCCAAGCAAUAAACAAGUAUGCCUUUGUGACAUCUGAUUACCCAGUAGUGCUGUCCUUAGAAAAUCACUGCUCCCCUGGUCAGCAGGAAGUGAUGGCUAGCAUUCUGCAGAGCACCUUUGGAGACUUCCUGCUUUCGGACAUGCUUGAGGAGUUUCCAGAUACACUACCGUCUCCAGAGGCACUAAAAUUCAAAAUAUUAGUGAAAAACAGGAAAGUGGGAACCUUAUCUGAAACCCACGAGAGGAUAGGAACCGACAAAAGUGGCCAAGUGCUAGAAUGGAAAGAAGUCAUCUAUGAAGAUGGUGAUGAAGACUCAGGAAUGGAUCCAGAAACAUGGGAUGUCUUCCUAUCACGGAUCAAGGAGGAGAGGGAAGCAGAUCCCUCGACAUUGAGUGGAAUAGCAGGCGUCAAGAAAAGGAAGAGGAAGAUGAAAAUAGCCAUGGCCUUAUCUGAUCUUGUCAUUUAUACUAAGGCUGAGAAGUUCCGAAACUUCCAAUAUUCAAGAGUCUAUCAGCAAUUUAAUGAGACCAAUUCGAUUGGAGAGUCUCGAGCUCGAAAACUUUCCAAAUUGAGAGUCCAUGAGUUUAUUUUCCACACCGCGGCAUUCAUCACCAGAGUAUACCCCAAAAUGAUGAGAGCAGACUCUUCUAACUUUAACCCUCAAGAGUUUUGGAAUGUAGGAUGUCAGAUGGUGGCCUUGAACUUUCAAACCCCUGGACUGCCUAUGGAUUUGCAAAACGGGAAAUUUUUGGAUAAUGGAGGCUCUGGAUAUAUUUUGAAGCCAGACAUCCUUAGAGAUACAACCCUGGGCUUUAACCCAAAUGAACCAGAAUAUGACGACCAUCCAGUUACCCUCACAAUCCGAAUCAUCAGUGGGAUCCAGUUGCCUGUUAGCUCAUCCUCUAACACGCCUGACAUAGUAGUGAUCAUAGAAGUCUACGGUGUUCCAAACGACCACGUGAAGCAGCAGACUCGUGUUGUUAAGAAUAAUGCUUUUAGUCCAAAGUGGAAUGAAACAUUUACAUUUCUUAUUCAAGUGCCAGAACUGGCAUUGAUACGUUUUGUUGUUGAAACUCAACAAGGCUUAUUAUCAGGAAAUGAAUUACUCGGGCAGUACACUUUACCAGUUCUUUGCAUGAACAAAGUGGGCAACCAUGAGAGGAUGCACACUGCAGAUCCCCGUGUGCACGCCACGCUGUUCCCUGGGUGCACGCAUCGCUGUUCCCUGGGUACACGCCAUGCUAUUCUCUGGGCGCAGUGUGAGUUUCCCCGACUGCUGAUUUCUUCUAUGCUUCUGCUUCCAGGGUUGCAUUCUCAGUUGCUUGUAUCAUUUUUAAGGAGUAAAAUUUACAGCUUUUAAAAGUAUGCAUGAUCAUAUAAGACAUGUUGGCAAAUAUUUAGCAGCACAGAAGAUGUGAAAUCGAGGAGUGUUUUAAAUUUCCAACACCCACUGCCGCCUAUUGCAGUGGGAAGGAAUUAGAUUGCCAGGCCUUUUGUGGCCUCUUAUAUCCAAGAGAGCAAUUAGCCCCUGAAUUCUCAAUCCAUUUCUUAGAUGCCGUGUGCUUGAUUUGGUACCCUGUAAUUAUACAGACAUUUUUAUAAGUGUGUAUGAAAUUGAUUUGCAUUCCCACUAUCGUCAGACUCCGUUUCUAUAAAAGAAAUCUAUUAUGCGGACUUACAGGCUGGGGUCUUGAAUUAAUUUGCAGUAUUUUUGAAUCUGUCCUUAAUGUACUUUUAAUAUUGUAUUGGUCAGAGAUGAGAGUUCUCAGUUUUCACAAACACUGAGAUUUAACUUGGCUAAAAGUGGUAGAGAUUAUGGUUACUUCUUAAUUAUUCUUUUAAAAAAAAUCAGUAAUGAUUGCCCCACCAUGCUGGUACCUGUAUUGUGUUAUGAUGGACACACUCAGGACAUCUGACAAAUUAGCACUCCAAGUAGAAAUGUACCGAUACUGAAUCUAACUUCAGAGGUAACUAAAAACCAAGAAACCAUUGUUUGUUUAAGAUUUAUCCUAAUCUCAUUAUCCUUUGAUGACCAGAAAAUGCAACCCAUCUGGCCACGUUUCACCAACUAUCACUUUGAACGCCAACUAUUAAAAGUGCAUCAUCUGUGCUCCUGCUGAUUGCAAAGGCAGGGAAGCGACUUUUUCAGUGGUAUCGAUGAUUGCAGAUUCACAGUUGAGAAAGAAGGUCGUAGAAGGUUCCUAUGACAACCUUCACGUCUCUACCACACCACUCCACCCAAAGUAACAGCCUACACAGGAAGAAAACACUUAAAGAAUCGUGAUGAGGGUGCAGAAGUGUGGCUCUCCACAAUGGUUGGCUGCUGGCAGGGGCACACGCAGGUGGGGAGGGAAGGACGUUUUUUCCAAGGAGAUGCUGGCCACUGGAAGUUUGACUAUGCUCCAGUGGGCAUAUGCACAACACAAUUCUGACUCUGUUGUUUGUAUUUCUUUUUUCUUUUUCCUUUUGGGGAUAUCUCAAGGGGGAAGUCAGACCCAGGACAACUGGGAAGUGAGUGUGAUCAGGGUUCAUUAUGUAAAAAUUCCCAAAUAAUCAAUAAAAAUUUAUGAUUGAAAAAAAAUUAAAUACCCCUGGGAAUGCCUACACAUAAGGAACGAGCAGUGUCCUUUGGUGUUGACGCAUGGUCUGACACAUUUUUCUAAGGGCUGUAUGAGUGACUGCCAAAAAUCUGCCUCCCACAGAGUUUAGGUUUCUGAGGAAGACCCCACAGCUUCCAUUUAGCAGUCAGUGGUUGGAUCUCGCUGAAUUCUCUAUUGUAAACCCAGUAGCAGGGCUUGGGGUGUGCUCAGCCACUGACCCAAGGUUCUAACCUCGAAUCUCUGAGGUCUUUUGAAGAUUUGGAAGUGUGCAAGCUUUUUAAAAGGCUUUCUUCAAGUGAGCUUCCCAAGCGAAUGCGUUAAUUCUGCUUUGGGAUAAACUUGUAUUUCUCACUUGCACCAUUAAGCUGUGAAAUGGAUGAGAAAACGAGUGUGUUUUCUCUUCUCACCUUUCCCACAGGGGCCAGUUAAGCUCACCCGCUGACUUUGACUUUGAAAACUAUUUUCAUUUAAUUUGUGUGUAUGAAGUGGCACUUCAUGUGCACACACAUGUUUGUAUGUGCCUAUAGAGGUCACAGGUGUCCCAUAUCCUUUCUAAAGAAUUGUCCACUUAAGUUUUUGUGAGUACAUCUCUCACCCAAAAUCAUAGCUUCCUAGCCAGCAGGCCUCAGGGGAUUGACUGGUCUCCCUGUCCCUAAUGCUAGGGUUAUAAUUAUUUUUGUGUGUGUGACAAUAUUAUACUAUGAGCUGUGUGGUUUUUAUGUGAGUACUGGGGAUUGAACUCAGUUCUCCAAACUUGUAAAUCAAUCACUUUAAUGACUGACUUAUUAUCCCAUCCCUA
Messenger RNA from Mus musculus (house mouse), 4373 nucleotides. It is a transcript of the gene Plcz1, whose product is annotated as phospholipase C, zeta 1. Gene Ontology annotation, cellular component: sperm head; cytoplasm; nucleus. Gene Ontology annotation, biological process: positive regulation of cytosolic calcium ion concentration; intracellular signal transduction; lipid metabolic process. The transcript has 14 exons. NCBI's taxonomy places the organism in Eukaryota, Metazoa, Chordata, Mammalia, Rodentia, Muridae. Bases 595 to 2334 code for a protein of 579 amino acids. The record is from RefSeq and is a predicted model, not a curated record. Gene Ontology annotation, molecular function: phosphoric diester hydrolase activity; phosphatidylinositol-3-phosphate binding; calcium ion binding.